Molecule: messenger RNA, 783 nt
Organism: Dibothriocephalus latus
Lineage: Eukaryota; Metazoa; Platyhelminthes; Cestoda; Diphyllobothriidea; Diphyllobothriidae
Source: the annotation of a GenBank genome assembly
AUGCUUGAAGAUCUAAGGAAGGAAAUCGCGCGCGACCGAAAAGUUUUGCAGAAUAUCCGACAGAAGUUGGCCACAAACGCAAUCAACGAACAGGAUCUGGUAGUGGCAUUCGUUGAACAUACCGACGACGGCUUCAUGGACAUUCAUUUGACGACGAAAGAGGAGGAAAACGAUCAGAUAGCCUUGCUUGAGGUCCUGGAGUUCCGCAAAGAUGUUGGUGGCCUAAAAACUAUCGUUACCUCUGUCUGCGAACAGAUGUAUCUUUUGUGCUAUUCUGAUGGCCAAGUUCAACUACAACAACUCAUGUUUGAAGUGGACACAGUGAAUCUGUUGGAUAGCACUGCGAUAUUUUCAGUCAAGCUGUCUGAUGUGGUGUUCUCAAACAGGCGCAGCAAAUUAGAACAGCCAACAGCAGCCUUUAAGGUCACAGCGGUGAAAAUUGCCCCCCAAAGGCCUCUAAUAGCUGAAAAGAUUGCCUUCCUUGCUUGCGACGGGGGACGUGUUUAUAAACUUGAUCUGCAGUACUACCUCACUGCGGCAAACUCCAAUAAAGCUCCCGAGGACACAAAUACUCUCAUGGGGAGUCUUCGCUGGAGGGCGCACGCCGGGCCAAUAAACGAUUUAGCCUGCUUUCGGCGACUUAACGAGACAACUGGGAAGGAAGAUCUCUUCCUAGUGACUGGCGGACAAGACGGAUUGGCAAAGAUAUUUGUUGGAUCGACCGGUGUGCAUCUUGGGAUCCUCAACCAGGUUGGGAGACUAAAAUAUAGUUCUGUUUGUUAA